UGUUUACGUUAGAAAUCCAUAUCCUGUCUCUAUCAACAUCUCUUUCUUAUUAUUUUUAUGCAAUUAUUGCUAAUUGAUUAUCUAAUACUACUCCUACAUGGAAUCUACAAUUUAACCAUGUAGUAUAUCUCGGGCUAAUCUUGCACGCUAAACAUUUCUUAUUCUGGUAGACUUUUAAAAAAACUUGACGGUGUCUCCCCUUUCUUAUCCGUGGUUUCAUCAUACACAGUAAUAGAAAGGAAAAAAAAAGAAAAAAACAAAGCUGCAAAUUUGCUUUUCAUCUGUUUACUGGAAAUUCUGUGCUCUGUGACUUAAGGCUUUUGUUAGAGCUGAAGUCGUUGAUUAAUGGCGGAUUUGGUGGGUCCUCGAUUAUACAGCUGUUGUAACUGUAGAAACCAUGUUUCUCUUCAUGAUGAUAUAAUUUCCAAGGCUUUCCAGGGAAGACAUGGACGAGCCUUUUUGUUCUCCCAUGCCAUGAAUAUUGUUGUGGGACCUAAAGAAGAUCGGCAUCUCAUGACCGGUCUUCAUACUGUUGCUGAUGUCCAUUGUGCCGAUUGCUGUGAAGUGUUGGGGUGGAAGUAUGAGCGUGCUUAUGAGGCCUCUCAGAAGUACAAGGAAGGAAAAUUCAUUCUUGAGAAGUCGAAGAUUGUUAAGGAGAACUGAUGAGUGUAAACUGAGCUCUACUCUCUUCCAUAGCUGCUUUGGCUGCCUCUCGGUGACAAAGAAUAUCUCUGAGGGUGCACCGGGCUUCCUCUGCUUGAAGAAAAAUAUCCUGUAACUUGACAGAAGCCUCAUUCUUUGCUUCUACCAUCGAGCCUUGUCAGCUUCCAGGUUUUGUAAAUCUGUUUACCUUUCGCCAAGCUCUAACUCAAGUUCUUGCAGCAAUUCUCUUGUAUCCUGAAGACAUGCUUGGAGAGGGGCCAUGUACUUUUUUGCCUUCUGCAGAUCAGCCUCAACCUCAGAAACAGCUCUUGCUGCUUCAUUUGAUUGACAAACAAACUUCUCAUGGCGAGAUAGCAACUUUACAGCUUGCAUAUUUUCCUCCAGUUCCUUCUGAACCUUGCACAAUUCCGAGCAUUUUUCAGUAUAGGAGUGUACACUGGUGUAGAAAGAUUGAUAAUCAGCAUUAAGGCCUUUAAGACACAAGAAGGCAUUAUUUGCUUGAUUUAUAAUAUGAGCUACAUUUGUGGGAUUUGAUCCUAUUACAAAGGAUAUCAAUGUCUUGACUGCAAAAAUCACUGAUAUGUAACCCUGGAGCAUUUCUGGUGCAAGUCCACUCAAGUCGGGUGCUCCAGGGGGAUCAGAAAGUGCAGAAAGUAGAUCACCUUGCAGCGCACUUUCCUGACGAGAUGAAGGGAUAUCAGUGACUUUAUGCUUAGUCCCCUGCUCCUUUUCUGGCAUAGGUGAUGCAGUUGUGCUGCCAGCAGUCCUAGGCUUCUUACUUGCUGAUGCAACAGUUAACUGCUCUUUCCCGCCGUCUGCAGUAAGAUUAACCUCAGGAAGCUCAGUCUUCACCCUCUGCUGUUCUGCCACAUGAUUAGAGUUCUCCUCUCUUUGAAAUCCGAUUUUCAUGCUGGUCUAUGAUUUUCUGGAUUCUCACUCUUGGUUAUUUUCUUGCUCCUGCACUCUUUUCCUUCGUCAUGAGCAAUAUGGCUCAUACUCUUCUCAAAUGCAAGUGUACGAUUAGUGACAAACAUAAACACUGUUUAGAAGCAAGAGAUCAUCAAUAGCAAGAAAUUUAAGAGCUGUUAUUGCGUGAAUUAUCCACAGGUAA
This is a messenger RNA of Ricinus communis (castor bean), 1774 nucleotides long. RefSeq names its product protein yippee-like At4g27745. The record is from RefSeq and is a predicted model, not a curated record. The coding region runs from base 346 to 663 and encodes 105 amino acids. Lineage: Eukaryota; Viridiplantae; Streptophyta; Magnoliopsida; Malpighiales; Euphorbiaceae. The transcript is spliced from 4 exons.